GUACACAGUACGAUCAACCCAAAAGCAAUCAAAAUGUUCACCAAACUGAUCUGCAUUGCCGCCCUGGCCAUCUCGUGCGUCUGUGCCAAACCGGGAGUCGUCGCUCCGGUUGCCUACUCUGCUCCUUUGGUCGCUGCUCCGGCUCCAGCUUUCGUGACAGCUCAGAGCUCGCAGGUCAUCGCUCGUAACUACAACGGAGUUGCUCCCCUGGCUUAUACGGCCGCCGUGGCUGCUCCAUUGGCUUACGCCGCUCCAGUUGCCAAGGUCGCUGCUCCUUUGGCUUACUCGGCUCCUCUGGCCUACACUGCUGCCGCUGCUUAUGCUGCUCCGUUUGCCGCUCCAUUCGCGUCUCCAUAUGCUGCCUAUCGUUACAGCCCAUACGUGCUGUAA
This is a messenger RNA of Ochlerotatus camptorhynchus, 390 nucleotides long. Its product is annotated as cuticle protein 38-like. The transcript is spliced from 2 exons. Bases 34 to 390 code for a protein of 118 amino acids. Lineage: Eukaryota; Metazoa; Arthropoda; Insecta; Diptera; Culicidae. The record is from RefSeq and is a predicted model, not a curated record.